Coturnix japonica (Japanese quail) is the source of this 1657-nucleotide messenger RNA. Lineage: Eukaryota; Metazoa; Chordata; Aves; Galliformes; Phasianidae. The record is from RefSeq and is a predicted model, not a curated record.
UCCACGGUGGGGUCUGAGAUUCCCCCGCACGGGUCCGUGCGUGCACGGAGCCCCUCGGGACCCUCGCCCGCCCCGCGCCCCGUUUGUGCCGGUGCCGGUGGGACUACGGCUCCCGUGAUGCCGCCGCCUCCUCCCGGUCACUUCCUCCGCGCGGCGGGGCGGGGUCCGGCGGAGCAGCGCUCCCACUCCCCUCCCUCCGAUCCCGGUGCCGGUGCCGGUCCCGGUGCCGCCGGGAUGUCCGCCUCCAGCACGGCCGAGCCGGACACCGUCGCCCGCGCCCCGUUCGCCGUGGCAAGUAUCGGGAGCGGAGCCCCGGGGCGGUGCCGGGGGGUUCCCCGCCGGGGACGGUGUGUGGGAGGGUCCGCGGGGUCCCUUCGGAGCGCGGUGACGGGCCGCCCGUGCACGCAGGGACCGAGCGCGGAGCAGCAGCAGCAGGAGGAGGAAGAGGAGGAAGAGGAAGAGGAGGAGGGGGAGGAAGAAGAGGGGGGGGACGGCGCCGGGGGGUCGCGGCCCUGGGCUCCCCCGGAGAAACUGGAGCACGAGGCGCAGCUCAGGGCCGAGGCCAAGCGGCGGCUGCGGCGCGUCUCGUCCCGGGACUCCGCCCGGGAGCCGCCGGCCGAAGAGCCCGGAGCCGAACCCGGCAGCCCCAAGGGAGCGCACGAGCGGAGACCGCGCUGCGGGAAGGGCCGCGGGCUGCCCAAGAAAGGCGGCGCGGGGGGUAAAGGCGUGUGGGGCCCCGGCGUGGGGUACGGCUACCACGAGCCCGACGCCCGCGACCCCAACUACGACGAAGUGGCGCAGGGGGACACGGUCUGUGCCACCGUGAUGCCCGAACUGGAGGAGGACGAGCUGGAGCAGAACGUGCAGCCCAUGGUGCUGGAGUACUGCGAGCACGGGGACACCGGCGAGGUUGUGGAGCUGCUGCGGGGGCUGAACCUGGGCGGCCGGAGACACGCGGUGCCGGCGCUGGCGGUGGAGGGCAGAGCGAGUCACCGAGAGCUGACGUCGCGGCUGCUGUCCGAGCUGCUGGGCCGCGUGCUGAGCCCCGAGGACGAGCGAACCUUCGACGAGAUGCUGCGGGACCCCCCCGACCUCAUCCUCGACAGCCCCGAAGCCCCCCAGAUGCUGGGGCAGUUCAUUGCCCGGGCGGCGGCCGACCACGCGCUGCCACUGGAUUUCCUGGAGCGCUACAAGGGCCGCGUGGGCUGCGAACACGCCAGGUGCUGCUGCGCGAGUACCCGCUGUGCGGGGAACCGGGGCUUCCAGCGGGUGUACGCGGCGCUGAACGACCUCAGCCUGGACGCCCCACUGGCCCACGCGCGUCUGGAGCGGCUGCUGGAGCUGUGCUGCCAGCGUGGGGUGGUGACACGAGCGCUGCGAGAUGCCUGUAAUGCACGGGCCCGGAAGCGCUUUGUCAGCGAGGGCGACGGGGGCCGCGUGCAGCAGUGAGAGCCGGGCGGCUCCUCCGGGAGCACCGGGAGCACCGGACCGUACCGGGAGCACCGGGAGCAGCACCGGGCACAAUGAAGCUGUGCGGGCAGCCCGGCUCCGCGUCUGCGCUCAGUCCUCCUGCGGGCGGCUCCGCUGGGGGGCGCUGUAGCCGCGACUCGGCGGCGCUCCGUCCUCCUCGGCGCGUCGCGCGGCGAUGACGUCGACA